GCGCCUGCGCGAACCCGGCGCCAUUUUGGUGGCCGGGCGCGGAGGUGAUUCCACACUCUGGAGAGCGCGGCGGUAGGGGUGGCGUUGGCAGCGUUCGUGUGCUCGGGUGUGAAUCGCAGAGGGAGGAGGCGGUGGAGGAAGAGGUGGCGGCGGUGGCGGUGGUCGUAACGGUGGCGGAGGAGGCGGGUACGAAUCAGCUGCGGGCGGAGACAUGGCCAACAUCGCGGUGCAGCGAAUCAAGCGGGAGUUCAAGGAGGUGCUGAAGAGCGAGGAGACGAGCAAAAAUCAAAUUAAAGUAGAUCUUGUAGAUGAGAAUUUUACAGAAUUAAGAGGAGAAAUAGCAGGACCUCCAGACACACCAUAUGAAGGAGGAAGAUAUCAACUAGAGAUUAAAAUACCAGAAACAUAUCCAUUUAAUCCCCCUAAGGUCCGGUUUAUCACUAAAAUAUGGCAUCCUAAUAUUAGUUCCGUCACAGGGGCUAUUUGUUUGGAUAUCCUGAAAGAUCAAUGGGCAGCAGCAAUGACUCUCCGCACGGUAUUAUUGUCAUUGCAAGCACUACUGGCAGCUGCAGAACCAGAUGAUCCACAAGAUGCAGUAGUAGCAAAUCAGUACAAACAAAAUCCCGAAAUGUUCAAACAGACAGCUCGACUUUGGGCACAUGUGUAUGCUGGAGCACCAGUUUCUAGUCCAGAAUACACCAAAAAAAUAGAAAACCUAUGUGCUAUGGGCUUUGAUAGGAAUGCAGUAAUAGUGGCCUUGUCUUCAAAAUCUUGGGAUGUAGAGACUGCAACAGAAUUGCUUCUGAGUAACUGAGACAUAGAGCUGCUGAUAUAGUCAAGCUUGCCCCUUCUUGAGGAGCAUCAACAUCUGUUAUUUUUAGGAUUCUGCGUAGAUUUCUUUUAAACUGGCAUUCUUGCCUAAUGAUGUUAUCUAGGCACCAUUGGAGACUGAAAAAAAUCUCUGCUCUGUAAAUAAAGCUAAUUAAACGUCUCUGUAAAUUUAAAAAGGGGAAAUACUUUAAUUUUUUUCUUACUUAAUAGUGUAAAAAUUCUUUGAGCUAAGCUAAAACCAUGGAAAAAACAUGCUACUUUAGUGUUUAGCAGUGUACCAAGACUAGCAAGAGUUUGCUUCAGGAUUUUGUUGAAUAAUUAAGAUAAUAUUUUGAGUGUGUCAGGGCCAUUCAAAUUGUUGGUGUUGCAUCACAGCUACCUUAACUGUUUUUAACAUGGACCCUCUGUGCCUGUGAAUUUACUUGCAUGCUUGUACUUGACUUCUUAGGAUGGGUAGCUGAAAAGACCACCAUUUUAAGCAUUUGAGAAUUCUUAAAUAUGAGAUUAUUCAGAAUUGAAGAUGGUGACCUAUUCAGAGCCUUUUUGUCCUUGUCAACAGACUGGGACACCAUAUCUGUUUUUCCCCUCUUACACACACAGCUAAUAUUCUAAUAGUAAAUUUCUCUAUUUGGUGGGGAAAUGUGCUGAGGGACAGUAUCCCUUGCUCCAUUUUUAGGUUGUCCAUUUGGAAUGUUUUGUCACAAUUCUUCACUCUUAGAACUUUCAUAUAUAAGUAAGUAAUAAUGUAAAAAUGGAGCUGCCAGUUUCAUUUCUCUUGCAAAAACAGUAAAAACUUGAUGUUGCAGUACUCCCAGAUUUAAUGAAAGAACCCAGCUUAAUUUUUCAGUGAAUUUAACAUCUUUCUAUUUUUAAACUGAUGAAGUUUUUUGUUGACAACUUGCAAGGAUGAAAUCAACUGUUAGCAGUUUUUUAAGCCUAAUUUUGGCUUUAUAAGAGAUUGCUUUAUCAGAUCCUUUAAAAGUCACUCUUGCUUGCAUUUCCCCCUAUUGACACAUGAAAGCUGUGUUGGUGUUUUACUGUACAUACUUCAGAUGCACAUAGGAAUAGAAGUGUGUUAUAAAUCUAGCUUUCUUUAUGAUGUUUCUGAUAAUAUGAGAAUUGAAAACUUUACCUUCUCUUGUACAUAGUCAGACUUUCUAUACGUAUUAAACUUACAUUUCAUUCUAA
Molecule: messenger RNA, 2019 nt
Organism: Mesoplodon densirostris (Blainville's beaked whale)
Lineage: Eukaryota; Metazoa; Chordata; Mammalia; Artiodactyla; Ziphiidae
Gene: UBE2K
Product: ubiquitin conjugating enzyme E2 K
Exons: 7
Coding region: 212-814 (200 amino acids)
Biological process (GO): proteasome-mediated ubiquitin-dependent protein catabolic process; protein polyubiquitination
Cellular component (GO): nucleus
Molecular function (GO): protein binding; ubiquitin conjugating enzyme activity
Source: RefSeq, a predicted model, not a curated record